AUGCCUUUCCAGCAGCGCUUGAAGUCCUCGGUGACAAUUGUGGAUCUGUGUGACGACCAAGGGACAGUUAAGCUCGAAACUGCGGCUCCGAGGGUGGCGGUGUCGCAGGCAGAGGACGCGCAUGGUGCCGAUAAGAAGAUGGCGAAGCCCGAAGCUGUUGUUUCGAAGAACGAACUUGGCGAGGUUCGUGUGAAGCGGGAGAAGCAAGAGCGAGCCACGGUUGAAAGGAAGCCAACUGCUCGCGGCAAAUACCUGAUGUAUGCCCCGCACGAAGGUCACGGUGUAUGUCGAGGUAAACCCGGCCAUCCGUGUGUGUUUGGGCACAUGUCGUCACCGGCUAUGGCGGCACCCAGCGGGCUCUGCGAUCUAUGUGAUCCCACGAUGAUCGCGACCUUGAGUGAGUCUUUGCCUGGACGACUAACUUACCUCUUGAAGAAUGUCGAUACAUCGGCUAGUGGAAGGGCUUUCGAGUAUGUGCAGAGCGCGCUCGGCGUGGAAAUUGCGAAUGAGUACCGUGCCAGAGUUGACCGAGCUCGCCAACGCCAGAAUCCAGCGCGAGUGCGCCGAGCAGCUCGUGGACCGUACCGUAAACGUGAAGCUCCAUGCAGUGAAGAUGUUUGCCCGGGUCGUGAUGCUGCAGGCUGCAACUUUGGAGAAUCUUCCUCCGCAGCAACAGCCUUGACUUCGGGCUAUUGCGGGCUGUGCGAUUCCAAGGUGCUGAGGCAGUGGUCUGAACAAGAGCCUGCCAAGCUCACAAGCACACUUCGUCGGCUGGAGCAAGCUGCUCUGGAGAAGGCCUUGGAUUUCUUGAAAGCUGAUGUUGGCGAGGUCAAGGCAAAGGAUUUCGAAGCUCGAGUUGAGCGAGCCCGUCGUCGUCGGGAUCCAGGGCGUCCGAAAAGGAAAGCACGUGGCACCUACAAGCGGAGCUAG
Symbiodinium sp. CCMP2592 is the source of this 930-nucleotide messenger RNA. The record is from the annotation of a GenBank genome assembly. Lineage: Eukaryota; Dinophyceae; Suessiales; Symbiodiniaceae.